AUGGCGCCAACUCAUCUCUCAUUCCACUCUAUUCAACCUGGACCGUGUAAGGAUUCGCUAGUGGUCACCCACCUAACUACUAACUUACCGGCGUGUGGCUUAAGUACGGCUGAGCGGACGGGAAGCCCUGUUCUCCACACCCUAUGGUCGUAUGUACUUAUUCUUGCAUUGAAGAGGAUUAUAUAG
This is a messenger RNA of Penicillium canescens, 186 nucleotides long. The record is from RefSeq and is a predicted model, not a curated record. NCBI's taxonomy places the organism in Eukaryota, Fungi, Ascomycota, Eurotiomycetes, Eurotiales, Aspergillaceae.